GUUCUAUUAUAAAGCUUUCCAACAAGAAGAGGAAUUUAUAUGUUACAAAUAUCAUGGGGGUUUCUGCUUAAUUAAGGUGCAUCAGAAGAUUGGGAAUAUGGACCUAGAGCACAGCCCGAUGACCAACAGUCUGGCAAUUGAGAAAUUUGAAUUGGAGAAGAAGGCUUUAAGAGAGAAAAGCCACAGUCACGUCAGCGCAGGAGACAGAGUCAAGAAACAGCAAAGAACACCGUAUAUAUGCCAAGGCUCCGAAUUCAAGAGUGCCAAGUCUUCCUUUGUGAAAAAGAAAACAGCAGAAAAGAAUCUUCUGGUUGAGCUAUACCAGCCUCCCAAAUUUAACGACUCUGGGCCCAACAAGCUUCCCAAUGGAGUGGACUUCUGCGACAUGGUGGGCAACGUGAUUCGGGCAGAGAAAAACACCUUCAGUGGCAAGUCUUUCUGUUCAGAGAGUGAAUUAGAGAAGUUUCUCUCUUCUCCUUCUCCCAGAACCUUGUGGCUGGAUAGCUUUUGGUGGAUGUUUCAUGAAAGGUACCAGCCAAACAAGGAGGUCCAGAACAGGCUUCUCGACAGGAUAGCCCGGCACUAUGCCUUCCUCUUGUUUCAUCAACCCAGAUCGCAUUUCGUGGAAGCACUCUUGAAAAGGUUGCCGUCACUUUUGAGCAAAGCCCUGUACACCAGCUUCUGCUGCUGCUUCCCACAGUCCUGGUUCAACACCCACGAAUUCAAGUCGGACAUCUGCGACACCAUCAACCUGUGGAUGACAGGGACAUAUCCACGCCCCCAGGGGUAUAAGAGUUGGGACUACUCGGAACUGGAUCCAGAGAGAUUCCGGAGAGAAGAAUUAAUUUUACAGAGAAAACGACUGGCAAAGGGAAGAUAUUUCUCUUUCUUCACUCCUAAGAAGACGUUCCAGGGCAGGAGAUCCCACCGCCCUCAGUCUUCUAUCACACCUUCGGCCAACGACAGAGUCUCCGCAGCCAGGCUGAAUUCAGGAGAGAACCUGCGAGCCCAGAGUGCUACGAGAGCCUCCCAGGAGGAGAGGUCUGCCAGAAGUGGAUCACAACAGCUCCAGGACCACCACGUUGGACAGCUCCGGGCUGUGCGAGUAGGUCCGACCCUGGUCUUGAGGAAAGCCACACCACUGGUCAAGAGGAUAUCAGAAGCAAGAGAAAGUGCAAAUCUGCUCACUAAAGAGUCUCACCCUGCCUGCAAAAAGCCCGAGCCGUCGGCAAACCUCUUCAACGUGUACGGGAAGAGCCCCCUGAUCGUCUACUUCAUCCACCACUACCUCACCCUGCUGCAUGCCGGCCAGGAUGUGUUGGUAGUGAGGAGGGAAAAUACCACGGUCAUCCCCACCGAGUCCACCCCGACGUACGCCGAUGUCAUCAACUUAACCCUGAAAAACAUGAAGAUGCGAAAGGAAAAACUCAGCAAGCUGAUCGAGUUUCACGUGAAGGAAUGGAAUUCUUUCAAUAGUUACCUAAAUGAACUGCAGGACAACUUCUUGAGGGAGGUGACAAACAUCGAUAAAAAAGAAGCAGAUAAAAAAAAGGCCUCUGCCUUCCUCCCACCUGCGCCCGGCUGCCGCCCCGAGGAGCCCCGGAGGAGACUCCAAGGGAGCGUUUUCAAGGAAGAUGCAUUUCUUUUAAGGAGGGAAAGAGAAGAGAAGCUGAAGUUUAACCACUCUCCUCUCUUAUUUCCAAGUCCUGAGGACCCAUAUCCCCUGGAAGUAGGAAAUCCCUACAACGCCCAAGAUAUUUCUGCUAACAGAGAGGCAGAAAUCCCCAAGAGGUCAAAAACAAUGCAGAAAAAUGAACUAGUCGUCUUCAGCCUCUCUCCUUACAGUUCAAGGGCAUCGAGCCCAAGAACGGAGAAAAUCUUUACGGGUGAAGGCUGCUGAAUUCCGUCUAGACAAGAAACGGCGAAACAGAAAACUAGUACUGUGAUUUGGGACACGUCAAUCAUUCCCAAUCCACCAGACAAAGAAUAACAUUAAAGUUCACUCCUACUGUGGGCUGAAGUCAGGA
This is a messenger RNA of Marmota flaviventris (yellow-bellied marmot), 2027 nucleotides long. Lineage: Eukaryota; Metazoa; Chordata; Mammalia; Rodentia; Sciuridae. The record is from RefSeq and is a predicted model, not a curated record.